Entrophospora candida is the source of this 239-nucleotide messenger RNA. The record is from the annotation of a GenBank genome assembly. Lineage: Eukaryota; Fungi; Glomeromycota; Glomeromycetes; Entrophosporales; Entrophosporaceae.
UACAAAACUCACUCUUGAAGAUGCUAAACAAAUCGCAAUAUCUAAACAUGGUCAAUGCCUUUCAACAGAGUAUGUUAAUAAUAAAAUUCCGAUGUUGUGGAAAUGCCAUCAAAACCAUAUUUGGAGUGUCUCGUUUUCAAAUAUUAAAAAUUUAGGAACAUGGUGUCCACAUUGCGCUGGUAUGCCAUUCCAACUCAAAUAUUCUAUAUACGAUGCUUGCAAAAUUGCUAAAAGUCGAG